GGAGAGGUGUUUGAGCUGUUAGGCGUGUGUGCAUAUAUAUUUUGUUCAGGGGAUGUUCAAGUUGUAGCCAUCCAACUUGAGCCAAUCAGACAAGACCGGUCACGUAAGCUCUUCGACCAACGAAGAUGCCAACAACUUGAACAUCAUCAAACAUCAACAUCGACCGUUCGAUUUAAAUUUCAGCUCGGACUUAAGCCAUCUGUCCCGCAACCCGCAAGCAUGAAGUCGCCUCUUCCACAAGAUUGACCUGCCGCUGGCGCCAUCCUCGGGAUUAGCUUGACCACGAGACUGGAUUGAUGGUAGGACCGACCACGCAACUAGGCUUUCGGGAACUUGCACUUGUGACAGAUCGAACGGACAGGUCCAUUUUGUCUCGAGUCUCUCUACAAGUCAGUCUUGAUGGGAUUCUGAUUCCCCGUCUCCUAUAGCCUAGGCUCAUGGCUUGGUCGUGCGAGUCUUGAAAGAGUCGAGAAUAACAGAACAGCACCUCAUGCGAAACCUGUCGGCUGAGGAAGAAGGCGACGCGGUGUAUCAGUCCAAGUGCCCCACAAGGCAACUGGUCUCACACUGCCUGAAGAAUCACUUGCAUGGCACUGCCUGCCUUGCAGAGUCGCAGUGCUGGCUCUGAGGUAGUCAGUGACCCAUUCCCUGAAGUUUCAACGCUCCUUAUGCAGUUGUCCCGCGAGUCCACAAGUCAGCGCAAACAUGGCAGAUCGAUGUAUCGCAGUGAAAAUACCAGAAUCCAUACAUUCCGGGGGGAACUCAAGUUGACUCGAUCAUUUCAGGUGGGUGACAAUGUUUGUCGGCAGGCCGAUUCCCGAUACAAGGAGAUGUACAGUUGUCUGGUUUGUGCUGAAAUAAAAUGCUAUUCGUGCUUGUUUCUCCUGGUUUUGAGAAUGUUUAUAUCUUUCCAUUGCAUGCCAUGGAGGUGGUGUACUACCCGUGAACACCAUUUCUGCCCUUCCUCCCUUGAAAUUGUCCCUUCUUCAAACCUCCAAGCCACCAAGUCCCGCCUCGGUGCCGUUGCGGCUCAUCCGUUGCGAGCCGUUGGAAUCAAAACAAAACAAUCAAGUCUAUGCAGCAGGGAAACCUGAGCAAUAAAGGUACUUUUAAGGACGACCCAGCCCUCUUUGUGCCCAGAAAGCCCAUUUGCUUGAGAUAUCCCGUCCUGUACUCUUUUGCCAUGGACAACUGUACCAAUUGCCGCUAUGGAAACUUCGGCCUGGGUGGGCGUGGCGUCCAUCUAGUGAUACCUUCGGUCAUUGCGCCGAUGCUUGCGCUUCUGUUAGUAACUAACAGAGUUUACUGGCGGUUGAGGCUCGUGGGGAGUCUCGGCCUCGACGAUCUGUCGACGAUAGCAUCCACGAUCUUCCUAUUCGUGCAGUGUAGCGCAUCUGUCGCUGCCGUCAAUUUUGGGUACGGAAGGCCCUUCAACAGCAUGAAUGUGCAUCAAGCCGCUCUGGCGCUGAGGUGUUUCUUCCUGCUUCAGAUAUUCUACAAGCUCACCAUAAACUGUACCAAGCUGUCCAUCCUCUUUCUCUACAUCCGCAUCUUCACCGAUCGUCCGUGGUUCGUUCGGACUUGCUGGGGGCUGAUCCUCUUUGUCAGCUGUGCCUGCCUGUGCUUCACUUCUGUCACGGUCUUUCAAUGCAGCCCUGUACGGCGGGCAUGGGAUCGAUGGAGCGUUGAGGGAACUUGCCUCAACCUAUACACACUCUGGUACAGCAAUGCCAUCUACAAUAUUUUAACAGACCUCAUCAUCGUUUUGAUGGUACCGCCUGUUAUAUUCACUCUCAGGCUGCCGAUCCGCCAGAAGCUGGCUUUGACCUGCAUUUUCGGCCUAGGUGUCAUUGUCUGCGCGGCAUCAAUCUCUCGACUGACAACACUUUAUUCUUCGGCAUACGGCGGCGAUCUCACUGCCGGGUCAUUGGUGUCAACUAUUUGGACAACAAUCGAGGCCGGUCUGGGAGUGAUUUGUGCUAAUCUGCCAAUGCUACGACCGACUUUUCAGCGUUUCUUCCCGAGACUGUUCCCGUCAAGGUCCAGUGCGGACCCCAAUUCAACUUCCACUCCGUCCCAUCACAGUGGUGUGUGCAAUUCUAGCCCGCCGGUCGCACCCAGAACGUCUACUCCGAUACUCAUCAGCAACGAGGGCACGCCCUAUGAUCAACUUCCUGUGCUUGCAAUUAAUGAUACGCGAAACCAGGACUGCUUUGACAAAGAUCAGCAACAUUCGCACGACUUCCUUGUCAUUGACGAUGAGAGUCGUGGUACCCUGGGAUAUGAGACACGAGAUCCUCGUUUCUUUGCCUGAGGCGUGGGGUCUGGCCAUUCAGACGCCCCUCGGAGUGGGAACAGUCAUAUUGCCGAAGAGACGGUGUCAGAAGAGGCUACUCCUGAUGACGACUAUGGCUGUGAUGAGUGACCUGGUAUAACUGCUCAGGGGGUGGUUUGAAACGAUCUCUCGAGGAAUGGGUGGAACCGUUGUCUUCGCCUACUAGUAAUUUGAAGUCGGUUGCAUAAAGUGGAAGCAUUAUCAUGUGAGAUCGAUAUAUUUAUGAGGGGACAUGCUUGCACAGCGCCUACACAAGGAACAUGUGUAUGGAAUACCUUGCUAUUGACAGGAUGAGGAUAAACAAUAACGGUGACCAAUGGGGAUACUAUGGGAGAAGGCAGAGCCUGGCCGCUUAGUCAGCAUAGUAGACUACUCCGUAAAUGGUUAGCUAUAUUUUAGCCAA
Messenger RNA from Exophiala dermatitidis NIH/UT8656, 2738 nucleotides. RefSeq names its product phosphatidylserine decarboxylase. The transcript has 3 exons. The coding region runs from base 1076 to 2314 and encodes 412 amino acids. The record is from RefSeq and is a predicted model, not a curated record. NCBI's taxonomy places the organism in Eukaryota, Fungi, Ascomycota, Eurotiomycetes, Chaetothyriales, Herpotrichiellaceae.